CGCUAUCUAUGUAAUAUAAUAAUAAGUUAAAAAAGGAAAAAUGUCGACUGAUAUUAAAUUAGAUGAAAUAGCUGUGGAAAAUUUUCGUAAAUACCUGAGAAUUUCUUCGGUACAGCCAGAUGUAAAUUAUGAUCAUUGUGUGGAAUUUAUGAAAGAACAGGCUUCAACUUUGAAUUUGCCAAUUAAAAUUAUUGAAAUAAGUCCCAAAAAGCCAAUUAUCAUUAUCACUUGGGAAGGAAUAGAACCAGAGAAACCAGCAAUUUUACUAAAUGGACAUAUGGAUGUGGUUCCCGUAUUUUCUGAUCAAUGGACCCAUCCACCAUUUGAUGCGCACAUGGAUGAGAAAGGAAAUAUUUUUGGUCGUGGAUCACAGGAUAUGAAAAGUGUAACAAUUCAACAUAUUGAGGCAAUUAGACGAUUAAAAUUAAAUGGAAUUCGAUUGAGACGAACAAUACAUAUUUCACUUAUGCCUGAUGAAGAAAUAGGCGGUGAAAAUGGAAUGAAAAAAUUUAUACAAACAAGGGAAUUUGAAAAUUUGAAAAUUUGUUUUGCACUUGACGAAGGCGAUUCAUCGGCGACUAAUAAAAUUCUCGUUAGCUAUGGUGAAAAAACUUGGUUUCAAAUAUGGAUUCAUUGUCCUGGUGAUCCUUGUCAUGGAUCAGUGUUAAGGGAUAAUACAGCAGGGGAAAAAUUACGAUUUAUUAUCGAUAAAUUUAUGGACUUGAGACACUUGGAAAAAAUGAAAUUAAAUAACUCACAAAUCACAUCUGGUGACGUUAUCUCUGUUAAUUUAACAAUGAUAAAGGGAGGAAUCCAAGUAAAUGUGGUACCUGACGAAUUUUCAGUGGCUUUUGAUAUUCGCAUUCCACCUGGAGUAAAUCAUGGAGAAUUUGAAAAUAUUAUUAAAAACUGGUGUCACGAAGCAGGCGAAGGUGUUCAUUAUUCAAUUAUUAAUAAAGAUCCACCGAUUGGUAAUACAAAAUUAGACGGUAAUAUUUACUGGCAAACUUUUAAAGAGGUUUGUGAUGAUUGUAAUCUCGAAUUAGAUUUGUAUAUUGAACCUGGCGUAACCGAUGCUCGUUAUCUUCGAUCUAUUGGAAUUCCAGCUCUUGGCUUUUCUCCAAUAAAUAAUACUCCUCCACUUGCUCAUGCAAGUAACGAAUUUUUAAAUAAAAACAUUUUUUUACAAGGAAUUAAAAUAUUUAUGAAAAUUAUCACCAAUCUAGCUAACUUAAAAUAAUUUCUCCAAGAAGAUAAAAACAAUCCAAUGAUAUAAAAAGUAUAAUUAGAAUGUAAAAAAUUUUUUAUUAAAAAUAUAUAAAAUCAUAUCUUA
Molecule: messenger RNA, 1333 nt
Organism: Leptopilina boulardi
Lineage: Eukaryota; Metazoa; Arthropoda; Insecta; Hymenoptera; Figitidae
Product: aminoacylase-1-like
Exons: 5
Coding region: 41-1240 (399 amino acids)
Biological process (GO): amino acid metabolic process
Cellular component (GO): cytoplasm
Molecular function (GO): aminoacylase activity
Source: RefSeq, a predicted model, not a curated record